Messenger RNA from Diatraea saccharalis (sugarcane borer), 1209 nucleotides. NCBI's taxonomy places the organism in Eukaryota, Metazoa, Arthropoda, Insecta, Lepidoptera, Crambidae. The record is from the annotation of a GenBank genome assembly.
AUGCGUUAUAUUACAAUAGUGUACGUAUUUUCUAUAAUUAUUAGUGUUGCUCACUUUAAAGUUUUUCGGAAGUGUUGUACAAAAAAUCAAAGUCUUAUAAAAGUAUCAAGAUUAGAUAAGAACUCGCGGGACAAAUAUGAAUGUAUUGACUACGAUCGUCAUUUAAGUGAAUACAAAGAAGCUAGUCUGAAUUCAGAUCUUGUGGUGAACCAAAAUGUAAUCAUAGACAAUGGUAUACCUCAAAAAUGCAACUUGAGUGCUAUCGAGCUGUAUGGACAAUUAAAUGCAUCGACGGACAGAGAUAUUUGUUAUGAUAGAAUUAUAACAGAAAUCAAUAAUGGUAUGAUUAUACAAGCAGCUAAACAAAGCAUUAUAAUGUUGAAAUGUGAUGGAUCAAAUCUCACGUCUCGAAAUAAGUUAAAACUACAAGGUAUCGUCAAAUGUUGUCCAAGGGACCAAGUUUAUGAUAGCGAAUAUCAUUUAUGUAGAAAAAGACAUGAAUUUAAAGAAGAGUGGCUCAUAAGUCAAUUAACGCUAAAUAUCUGUGAUAUUUUCUUUAUUGAAAAUAAGAUGGAUGAUUGUGAUCUGGGAGAGUAUUCUGUAGAAAUAAAGGAAGGCGUUUAUAGACUUGCUUUAAUUAAUAAGGUGCUUGAAAUUACUAAAGAAAAUGGAGAUGAAUAUUACAUAAAGUCGGGGAGUUGGUGUGUAGAUCAGGAUUAUAUGAGCCGGCGGCUAUUAGCAAAAGUCUGUAUCCUUGAUUGCAGUGAAUUUGAUGCUUAUUGUAUGAGAAAGUGUUGUCCCAUAGGAGAGCAUAUUUCAAGAUAUGGUACUAGAAACUUUUCUUGUGCGCAGAAUUCAGAUGAUAGAUUCUUAUUUAACCUAUCAUCAUACAUAGAACCUUUAAGAAGAAAGAAAGGUGAUAUAGGGGAUGUGAUGGGUAUCCGAGCAUCAUUAGAAUGUAGCGAUGAAAGCGCUCAGCUACAGAUAUAUAACUCUUCAUGGAUAGCGGACCAGCACUCCCUCGAUAUGAACGGGUGGCUUCGAUCACGUGAUGUCUUAACUGAUGAAUACUGCUUGGAUUCCUUUAAAACUAGUACCGGAAAAACUGAAGUAAUGGCGAUUACGUGUGUUACAUUUGCGGACUACAAUCUUACGCUUUUAGAAGUGCUGCUGCCACCUUUGGUGAGCCGCCCUCGUCGUCGCCGCUGA